UUAGGUCCGAGACGCGCGCACGUGCUUUGUACAACGUUCGUUUGUCCGCAGAGCUGGAACGGAAGAGAAUGAGGUAGGAAACUGUCGUUUUGCUGAAUUUUCUCAUCUUGAUCGUCCUCUCAUGACAAACCUGCAAAUCAGCACAGACCAGCGGUGGAAAGAAAUCGGCCUGACAGAAAGUUGGAGCUUCUAGAAUCAUCUUGGCUGUUCACAUUCUGGACCCUUUGAAACCAAAGAGACAAUUCUGUAAUCCACGAUAAUAAGAUGACAAAAUUCAUGUAACAGAGAGAGCUUCUCCUUGACAAAACAAGCAGCCACUGAAAUUAUUUUUUGCUUUAUUUUAGUAGGCUAAGUGGGUUUGAUCAAGCACUUACCAUCGAGGUGGGUUGGCGAGAAGGUACCAGUUUCCCUCUAAGUAGUGGACAUUGCAGGCACAGCAAGAACACGUUCUAGCAGAUUCUAAGGUUGUUUCUCUCUUGCAGACCCGCCUCCAUUGCCUCCACAUCUCCUCACCGUCGAAAUCUCCGUAGCAUCUGAAAUCACAAGAAAAGAGUAGUACAAUGAUCAACAAGAUCUCCUUCGUUGCAAUUCUCUCACUCCUCCUUAUCUUCCCAACUUCUCUCAUUUUGGGUGCUGAAGCAAGUACCACGGGUAGAGACACGCUAGAGCUCCCCAUCGGCAUCGGCGGGGGUGGCGGCUCGAGCAAAGAUUGCGGCAGCGGCAGACUUCUCGAGAACCCCGACAAAUCGGAAUGUCCUCAGGCAAAGAUUCCACUGCUAGGACCAGUUAUACAAGCACCCCUGUUAGCACCAGUAGUACAAGCGCCCAUUGUACAAGAGAUCCUGGACUUUGUCGACCAGAGGCUUGCGCUGGUGUACCCAGUGAUCCAGAUGUUCAAGUCCACAAUCACAUUAGAUCCUCUUGGCAUCACCAAAUCUUGGGUUGGCGCUGACAUUUGCAAGUACAAAGGCUUUUACUGUGACAACCCUCCUGACAAUGGAUCAGCCAUUGCUUUAGCUUCUAUAGACUUCAAUGGCUUCGGAUUAAGUGCUCCUAGCCUAGAUGGCUUCCUCGAUCGGCUCCCGGACAUCGCGCUCUUCCACGCCAAUUCCAACAACUUUGCCGGGACCAUUUCCCCGGCCAUCGCCAAGCUCAAGUACCUCUACGAGCUCGACCUUAGUAACAACAAGUUCUCGGGCCCAUUUCCUAUGGUGGUUCUCGGCAUGACCGAUCUCAUAUUCCUGGACAUGAGGUUCAAUUCCUUCUCCGGGGCCGUACCUGCCCAGAUAUUUACUCAGGAUCUCUACGCGCUAUUCCUCAACGACAACAGCUUCGAUCAGACACUGCCAGACAAUCUAGGGAACGCCCACGUGCUCUACCUCACCUUAGCCAACAACAAAUUCACUGGUCCGAUCCCGGGAAGCAUCACGAGAGCCCUGUCCACUUUGACUGAGGUCCUGUUCUUGAACAACCAGUUCAGCGGCUGUUUGCCGUAUGAGAUUGGUCUGCUGGACGAGACUGUGGUCUUGGAUGCGGGUAAAAACCUGUUGACAGGCCCGCUUCCGCUCUCGCUGUUCUGCUUGGAGAAGGUGGAGCAACUGAACUUCGCAGGGAAUUUGUUCUACGGGAUGGUGCCGGAGCCAAUCUGCUGGCUAGGACUGUAUCGGAACUUGGUGAACUUAUCUCUGUCCGACAACUAUUUUCAGCACGCCGGCCCUUGGUGUAGAGCGUUGAUAGAGAAGGGCAUACUCAAUGUGCAAAAUAACUGCAUUCCCGAUCUUCCGUUCCAGAGGCCGGUGGCUGAGUGUGCACAUUUCUUUGCACUCCCAAGGCCGUGUCCGCGGAUGUGGUCGUACUCCUAUGUACCAUGUAACCAUGCUGAUCUGGAUUCAUUGGUUCCGGGCACUGCUCCUACGCCUUGAGAAUCUUGCUGGCUCCUCUUUUUAUCUUCAAGUCCAAAGAUUUGGAACGAAGUACUGUAACUGUAUAAUUCAAAUAAGAAUGAAUCUUUUUUUUU
Rhodamnia argentea is the source of this 2017-nucleotide messenger RNA. RefSeq lists its product as uncharacterized. Bases 561 to 1922 code for a protein of 453 amino acids. The transcript has a single exon. NCBI's taxonomy places the organism in Eukaryota, Viridiplantae, Streptophyta, Magnoliopsida, Myrtales, Myrtaceae. Gene Ontology annotation, molecular function: protein binding. The record is from RefSeq and is a predicted model, not a curated record.